This is a messenger RNA of Pan troglodytes (chimpanzee), 1492 nucleotides long. It is a transcript of the gene AZU1, whose product is annotated as azurocidin 1. The transcript is spliced from 3 exons. Lineage: Eukaryota; Metazoa; Chordata; Mammalia; Primates; Hominidae. Gene Ontology annotation, biological process: proteolysis. The record is from RefSeq and is a predicted model, not a curated record. Gene Ontology annotation, cellular component: azurophil granule. Gene Ontology annotation, molecular function: serine-type endopeptidase activity. Bases 78 to 1352 code for a protein of 424 amino acids.
GGGGUGCUUGGUAGGUGAGGAGGGGAGGGGAUUGCAAAAGGAGGGGCUCAGGGAAAGGAGGAGGCUUGGAGAGGGAAAUGGGGACUGAGUUGAGGAGGGACCCAAGGAUACUGGGGGGCUCAGAUGGAGGAGGCCCAGAGAAAGGAAGAGGCUUAGAUGGAGGAGAUGCAGUGAAGGAAAGGGGGUCAGGUGGAGGAGGCUCAGAGAAGGGAAGGGGCUCAGAUGGAGGAGGGGGCCCAGAGAAAGGAAGGGGCUCAGAUGGAGGAGGUGCAGAGAAGGGAAGGGGGUCAGAUGGGGGAGGCCCAGCGAAGGGAAGGGGCUCAGAUGGAGGAGGUGCAGAGAAGGGAAGGGACUCAGAUGGUGGAGGGGGCCCAGAGAAGAGAAGGGGCUCAGAUAGAGGAGGUGCAGAGAAGGGGAGGGGGUCAGAUGGAGGAGGCUCAGAGAAGGGAAGGGGGUCAGAUAGAGGAGGCGCAGAGAAGGGAAGGGGCUCAGAUGGAGGAGGUGCAGAGAAGGGGAGGGGGUCAGAUGGAGGAGGCGCAGAGAAGGGAAGGGAGUCAGAUGGAGGAGGGGGCGCAGAGAAGAGAAGGGGCUCAGAUGGAGGAGGAGGCGCAGAGAAGGGAAGGGGCUCAAGAUGGGAAGGGGGCCCUGGAGGGUCUCGGCUCUGCUUCUGUAAAAGUGGGGGAGUUUUCAGGGUGAAGGAUUGCAGUCUGCAGGCUGGGAUCCCCCGUAAUUUGCAAGCCGGCUUGCUCUGUGCCCAGGCCCCAGCCUGGUGUCCUCCCUCUGCCCUUUCGUCCGCUGCUCUCAGGAACCCCGGGGUUAGCACCGUGGUGCUGGGCGCCUAUGACCUGAGGCAGCGGGAGAGGCAGUCCCGCCAGACGUUUUCCAUCAGCAGCAUGAGCGAGAAUGGCUACGACCCCCAGCAGAACCUGAACGACCUGAUGCUGCUUCAGCUGGACCGCGAGGCCAACCUCACCAGCAGCGUGACGAUACUGCCACUGCCUCUGCAGAACGCCACGGUGGAAGCCGGCACCGGAUGCCAGGUGGCCGGCUGGGGGAGCCAGCGCAGUGGAGGGCGUCUCUCCCGUUUUCCCAGGUUUGUCAACGUGACUGUGACCCCCGAGGACCAGUGUCGCCCCAACAACGUGUGCACCGGUGUGCUCACCCGCCGCGGUGGCAUCUGCAAUGGGGACGGGGGCACCCCCCUCGUCUGCGAGGGCCUGGCCCACGGCGUGGCCUCCUUUUCCCUGGGGCCCUGUGGCCGAGGCCCCGACUUCUUCACCCGAGUGGCGCUCUUCCGAGACUGGAUUGAUGGUGUUCUCAACAACCCGGGACCGGGACCCGGGCCAGCCUAGGGGGGCCUGUGACCUCCCACGGAGCCCAGCCCCGCCCUCCACACCUCCGGCGCUCCGCACCCACCUCCCACAGCCCCGCCCCUGCCCCCGCUCCGGCCCGAGGGGCCCUGGCUGUAAUAAAGAAGCCGAUCUCGCCUCUG